This is a messenger RNA of Oncorhynchus mykiss (rainbow trout), 3109 nucleotides long. RefSeq names its product RELT like 2 (gene rell2). The record is from RefSeq and is a predicted model, not a curated record. Lineage: Eukaryota; Metazoa; Chordata; Actinopteri; Salmoniformes; Salmonidae. Gene Ontology annotation, biological process: positive regulation of cell-substrate adhesion; positive regulation of p38MAPK cascade.
CUCCGUUUGCUCCAGAGCAGCUCUCGUUUGGCCAGAAGAAAACUGUAGCGGAUCUCAAUGGAUUUACUAUAUGAGAUCACACACCUAUCGGGAUAGCAUCCACAUUUACUACGGGUUCAUAAUGUUUCUGAAAGAACGACUACACUACAGAUAGAGGACGAGUGAGGACCCUUUUGAGGGAUGACAGACCUGGAGGCAUCGACAGUGGGGGAACCCCCUCCCCCGUAUAUGAUCUUCCUCCUGGUCUUCUUCUUCUUCAUCACUGGCCUCCUGGGCUUCCUGGUCUGCCACCUGCUGAAGAAGAAGGGCUACCGUUGCAGGACUGGGGAGGAGGAGGACGAUGAGGAGUGUGAGCAGAAACUGGGACCAGACAAGAAUGAUGAUGAAGAAGAGGAAAAUCAAGACACCGUUGAACAAAUCCUGAAGUGCAUCAUUGAAAAUGAAGCUAACAUGGAAGCCUUCAAGGAUAUGCUAGGAAAACAGGAUAUAUGUCAACAUCAUGAUCCUAGAUUACUGCGCAAAGAGAGCCUGGGGGGUAUUCCACCUCAUCACCACACAGUGCACUCUGGCGCCCAGCUCGACCAUAAGUCCUGCACACUCUGUGUGCAAGGGCGGUCCAAGAAGGCCCGCCGCCUGAGCCGUGUGCCUCGGACCAAUAAGCCCAGAACGCCAGGAGAGAGGAGAGAGUCCACUGUGUUCGCUGUGGGAAGGUUCCGAGUCACCCACAUGGACAAGAAGGAUCAGGGGUCUGGCGACCAGUUGGACCAAUCGGAGGCCCUGGAUAGUGAGAAGGGGGAUGAGGAGGACCCCCAGAGGAAGGAGGGGUACAACCUGCAGAGCAUGUUCAAAGACGUCAAAACAGAGACCACAAACGGUGUGGUGGCCACCGCGGCCAAGCGGAAGAAGAGUCUAGUUCUGUUCUCGCUGCGCAGAGGCAGUGAUCCAGUGGGGGUCAAAGUGUCACUGAGCCAGCCCGUGGUGGAAGAGGAACCCCUCUUCAAUGAUCCGUUGAAGACUGCUCCAGUGCAGACCUCCAGCCCUGUGAUGGCCCUGUCGUCCCAGCCCAGCAUGGGCUCUGCUGCACCUGACGACACUGAGAUGGCCCCUGUUAAGAUGUCCCCCACUAGGGUCACUUUUAUAGUGUCCCCCACAGAGGCUCCCGAACCGGUCUCUCCCAACACGAGUCCAGCAGGAGUUUCCCCCCUAACGCCCCCGGUACAAGAAUCCCCCAUCACCACCCCAGUACAAGUCACCCCCAUGACCCCUGAAAUAUUCCCCCUUACCCCAGGCUCCCCUACUAACCUUGCCCCUAGCCCCUUAAAUGUCUCCCCUGCCACUUCCCCUGUACAAGCCCACCCUACCCAUAUACAAGCCUCCCCUACCCCUGUACAAGCCUCCCAUACCCCUACCCCGGUACAAGCCUCCCCUACCCCUGUACAAGCCUCCCCUACUCCUGUACAAGCCUCCCCUACCCCUGUACAAGCCUCCCCUACCCCUGUACAAGCCUCCCAUACCCCUGUACAAGCCUCCCAUACCCCCACCCCUGUACAAGCCUCCCCUACCACUGCCCCCUUAAAUCUCUCCCCUGCCCUGUCCUCCAGAAUGGUGUCCCCCUCCCCUAACUCCUUAAAUCUCUCCCCUUCCCUGUCCUCCAGAAUGGUGUCCCCCUCCCCUAACUCCUUAAAUCUCUCCCCUUCCCUGUCCUCCAGAAAAGUGUCCUCCAAUACUACUCCUUUAAAUCUCUCCCCCACCCCUACCCCCAUGCAAGUCUCCCCUUCCCUGUCCUCCAGAAAAGUGUCCUCCAAUACUACUCCUUUAAAUCUCUCCCCCACCCCUACCCCCAUGCAAGUCUCCCCUUCCCUGUCCUCCAGAAAAGUGUCCUCCAAUACUACUCCUUUAAAUCUCUCCCCCACCCCUACCCCCAUGCAAGUCUCCCCUGCCCUGUCCUCCAGAAAAGUGUCCUCCAAUACUACUCCUUUAAAUCUCUCCCCCACCCCUACCCCCAUGCAAGUCUCCCCUGCCCUGUCCUCCAGAAAAGUGUCCUCCAAUACUACUCCUUUAAAUCUCUCCCCCACCCCUACCCCCAUGCAAGUCUCCGAUGCCCUGUCCUCCAGAAAUGUCUCCCCUGCCCUCUCCUCCAGAAAAGUCUCCCCUACCCCCUUAAUGGUGUCCCCUAUAGCUCCUCAUAGCAUUCUAAGUAAUACUACUACUUUAGUCAAGGUGGAACAAACCUCACCCUCCUCCUCUCCGUUCACGACCUCAGCCACAGCCACCAUGAAAGGGCCAGAACACAAGGCAGACAGCCUUGCUAGGUUUAAGGCCGACAAAGUCUCUCCCACUGUGGCCACUGUGAAGAUCUCCCCCACCGUGGACCACAUGAAAGUCUCCGCCACCAUGACUCCAACAAAAGUCUGCCCCUCCAGUGGAAGCCCUCUAGAGAACAAGCUGGAGGUGGGUAGUGUUGCCAUAGUCAACGCCAGUCCUGACAGUCAGAGGGAAGUCUCUGUGGUGUGUAUGGCUGAUGUGGUGAAGGGGGAGAAGGAGGACCCUGCUGUGGCCCAGAGCCCCCCAGAGGAGGAGAAGGAGGACGAGGUGGAGAUGGAGGACAUAAAGAACUGUCGGGUCAGCCAGGAGGAGGAGGGCGUGUCUCUGAAGGAGAAGAGGAGAUCAGUACACAGUCAGCACAAGUGGUGAGAGAGAGAGAGAGAGAGAGAGAGAGAGAGAGAGAGAGAGAGAGAUAUAGCAAUAAUACGGAGGUAAACCAACCAGGCCAUGUCAAAACUCAACUGAGAUCACCAGGCCAUGUCAAAACUCAACUGAGUACACCAUGCCAGGCUGGCUGAGACUGUCUGGCACCAACUAUGAAGUGACAUGGCUUCAAAACGACAAGGCUGUGAUUCAUCCAGAUGGAUUGAUCUUAAACACUUGCAUAAUGUGACUAACAGCACAGCUAUAAUACUACUCCUAUUAUAACCAGACAGUGCAAUCCCAGGCCUCACAGACUACACCAACAACAAUCAACUAUAUCCCCAACAACCAUCAACUAUACCCCCAACAACCAUCAACAAUACCCCCAACAACAAUCAACUAUACCCCCAACAACAAUCAA